CCCAAACAGCCUGAUAUUUGAAUUGGCUGUUCCUAAACUUCCAUAUCUGAACAGGCUUGACCGGAGCUGGCUGAUUAUCAAAUAUGCCGAAGAGAACGACUCACACGUAUUCAAGCGAGGAUGCAUUACCAGAUGGCCCUGAUUCCGAUCUCUUCGUUUAUUACUGCAAACACUGUAGUGUUCAUGUCCUCAUUACCGAUACUCAAUUGCAGAAGAUGCCUAAACGAAAAACUGACAAGGCAUACGUUCUGGAUAAGAAGAAGCAUCUUACAAGGUUGAACAUAAAUGAGGCAGGCAAAAUUCUCCUAAAGCGGGGUGAAGGGAAAUUAGAAAAGCAGUUUCGCAUGAAUUGUAUGGGGUGUGGACUGUUCGUUUGCUACCGCUCUGAAGAAGACUUGGAAUCUGCCUCUUUCUUAUAUGUUGUUGAUGGUGCACUUAGUACAAUUGCUGCAGAAACUAACCCCCAGGAUGCUCCUGUACCACCAUGCAUUUCGCAGUUAGAAGGAGGACUUGUUCAAGUGGCUAUAGAAGUCGAAGACCGUGCCCAACGUUCAGCAGUUACAAGAGUUAAUGCUGAUGAUGUUAGAGUCACUGUGGCUGCACCUGCAGCUCGUGGUGAAGCUAACAAUGAACUUUUGGAGUUUAUGGGCAAGGUUUUAGGUUUGAGACUAAGUCAGAUGACCCUCCAAAGAGGGUGGAAUAGCAAGUCUAAACUACUCGUGGUGGAAGAUUUGACAACUAGACAGGUAUACGAGAAACUGCUUGAAGCCGUGCAGCCUUGAAGUAUCUCUCUGUACACUUUCAGGAAUAUUGAAUUGUCUUGCUUCUUCGUUUGUAAUUGGCACUGAUAAUUUCUUAACUUUCCUCCUUUUCGCCAGAAAUAUAAAUUUUUCAGGGGAAUCACUAGUAUGCUUCUUUUCCUUA
Erigeron canadensis is the source of this 924-nucleotide messenger RNA. Its product is annotated as UPF0235 protein At5g63440. The record is from RefSeq and is a predicted model, not a curated record. The transcript is spliced from 7 exons. The coding region runs from base 84 to 782 and encodes 232 amino acids. NCBI's taxonomy places the organism in Eukaryota, Viridiplantae, Streptophyta, Magnoliopsida, Asterales, Asteraceae.